GAACGACUUAAGAGCCGGAGAUGGGACGCGUUCGCACUAAGACCGUGAAGAAGUCCUCUCGACAGGUCAUCGAGAGGUACUACUCCAAGAUGACCCUCGACUUCCACACCAACAAGAAGAUCUUGGAGGAGGUCGCAAUCAUCCCCUCCAAGCGGCUCCGCAACAAGAUUGCGGGCUUUUCCACCCACCUUAUGAAGAGGAUCCAGAAGGGCCCGGUCCGAGGGAUCUCCCUGAAGCUCCAGGAGGAGGAGCGCGAGAGGAGAAUGGACUUCGUCCCCGACGAGUCCGCCAUCAGGACCGACGAGAUCAAGGUCGACAAGGAGACCCUUGAGAUGCUUGCUGCCCUCGGGAUGAAGGAUAACAUUCCCGGUCUCAUUGAGAUUGAGCCACAGGCUAUGCCAGUUCAGUCUUUCGGGCGCAGGGGUAGGUAUCCGGAGAUGGGACGUGUUCGCACCAAGACCGUGAAGAAGUCCUCUAGACAGGUCAUCGAGAGGUACUACUCCAAGAUGACCCUCGACUUCCACACCAACAAGAAGAUCUUGGAGGAGGUCGCAAUCAUCCCCUCCAAGCGGCUCCGCAACAAGAUUGCGGGCUUCUCCACCCACCUUAUGAAGAGGAUCCAGAAGGGCCCGGUCCGAGGGAUCUCCCUGAAGCUCCAGGAGGAGGAGCGCGAGAGGAGAAUGGACUUCGUCCCCGACGAGUCUGCCAUCAGGACCGACGAGAUCAAGGUCGACAAGGAGACCCUUGAGAUGCUUGCUGCCCUCGGGAUGAAGGAUAACAUUCCCGGGCUCGUUGAGAUUGAGCCACAGGCAAUGCCUGUUCAGUCUUUCGGGCGCAGGGGUAGGUAUUAAGGCAAUGCUAUCGCUCUGAGAGCUGUAAGUUCAGGUUUUGUCCAUUAAUUUUUGCUUUUUCAGCUGUGCUUCUUAUUGUUUCUUUAUGGGUGAGCUAUGAGAGUAGUGCUGGAAAACUGUGUUAGGAAAGGUUUGUUAUACAUCGGACUCUGUUCGCAUAAUGAAGAGUUAUGUCUUUUAUGGUUUUCUAUCUA
Molecule: messenger RNA, 1045 nt
Organism: Punica granatum (pomegranate)
Lineage: Eukaryota; Viridiplantae; Streptophyta; Magnoliopsida; Myrtales; Lythraceae
Source: RefSeq, a predicted model, not a curated record